This is a messenger RNA of Lottia gigantea (owl limpet), 1011 nucleotides long. RefSeq lists its product as hypothetical. The record is from RefSeq and is a predicted model, not a curated record. The transcript has a single exon. Bases 1 to 1011 code for a protein of 336 amino acids. Lineage: Eukaryota; Metazoa; Mollusca; Gastropoda; Lottiidae.
AUGAUGUAUGUUUUGAGGCGAAUACGAGCUAUAGCACAUUUCAAGUAUUUCAGGAUACUCGUCAUUAUCAACUUGUUAUUGUAUCUAUUGUUGUCUCAUGUUCAACUGUUUCAACCACAGGUGGACCAAGAAUCACAUUUAUCCAUUGAACCAAACAAUAUGAACCGUCUUUCUUCAAACAUUCCUAAAAUGACAUUGGCAGGAUCCCAAAUUAAUACCUCUGUGUCUCAGGACGUUGUACUCCGCUCAAAACCACCACUGACCCAUUCCAGUCCGAGUAUUCGUACCCAUAAACUGUUUUACAAAUCCAAACAUAAACUGUCAGCUUUCAAUACCGCAAUGAAAUCAAAAGAAAAGCGACUCCUUCAAGAUAUUUUACUCAAGUUUAAAGCCGUAUUGGAAGAAAAUGGAAUACCAUUUUUCAUGUAUUCGGGGACAUUAGUAGGCUCGUAUAGGCAUCACGAUAUUAUUCCGUGGGAUGAUGAUAUCGAUAUUAUCCUCUCCUCGAAAUAUCGACAACAGUUAAGAUCUGUAUUGAACAAAUUGCGACCAUCUUUCUUUUUAAAUACUGUACAAUAUGUACGGUGGAAAUUUUACUCUAUCCAAUCCCGACCUGUUCAUAAGAUUCGAUGGUCCUGGCCAUUUUUAGAUAUUUCUUUUUAUAAUGAAAAUUCAUCUCAUAUUUGGGACUUUGACUCUCAAUAUAGUAAAAAAUUUAUGUAUCUUAAAAAUGAUAUAUUUCCAUUAACAAGAAGACCAUUCAUGAGCAUGCUUCUUCCGGCGCCGAGAAAUACUUCUGCAGUUUUGAAAAAUUAUAAACCUGAAAUAUGUAAGUCGAUGAAAUAUAAUCACAGAUACGAACGCCCAGUUCAAUUCACGUCUCAAAUGAAUUGUGAAAAAUUAAGAAAUAUGUUUCCUUUCGUUAUACGGCAACGGGUGGUGAAUGGUUUUAAUGAAACUUUGCUUCAUGGUGGGAAAGUUUUACGAUGGUUCUUUACUAAAAAUAUGUGA